Messenger RNA from Aspergillus novofumigatus IBT 16806, 1947 nucleotides. RefSeq lists its product as uncharacterized. Lineage: Eukaryota; Fungi; Ascomycota; Eurotiomycetes; Eurotiales; Aspergillaceae. The record is from RefSeq and is a predicted model, not a curated record. Gene Ontology annotation, molecular function: guanyl-nucleotide exchange factor activity. Gene Ontology annotation, biological process: small GTPase-mediated signal transduction. The coding region runs from base 189 to 1730 and encodes 513 amino acids. The transcript has 3 exons.
CGCUUCCUCCUCCAGACUCUCCCACUGCUGGACUUUGAAUCUCUGGAGAUAGGACCUACCAGCGGUCUUUGAACUCAUGUCGGCUUGCUAAAACGCAGAGUCUCGCCCAGAAACAUCAAAGGUAUCAGGAUACGGUAUCUGCCCCUCCAUGCUGUCGAAGUGACUGAUAUGAUUCUCAGACUUCUGAGAUGUAUUCCGCCAGCCCCUACGAAGAAGCCGUGUUUGAGCGGUCGCCUGGGAUAAUAGCGACCUCGUCCGACAACAGCUCUCUCCUCUUAUCAAGCACAGAGACCGACAUGUCCCGGUAUUCGCCCGGUUAUGCGGUGGGGGAAGCAAGCAGGGUAACAUACAUGCCGGAGCAAUCCAGUUAUACGUCCUUGUUCCGCUCCGACUCCGAGAUGACACCAUUCUUUGUACCCUACCGCUGGUGGGAAGACGAAGCCACUACGGUGCUCUGGGCGUUUGACGUGCAAGAGAUUAAGCGCGUGAUCCGCUACGGGCUCUUUCGUGAUCCCAAUCUUCCCCGCACCUCGCUGCAAAGCCGCAAUGCAACCACGAUAGAUACCUUUUUGCUCUCACUUCUCGAGCCGCACGAGAGAUUCCUCCUUUCCAACCUGUCUCAUAUUCAAAAGGUGGAAGAGAUUCUUCGGCGGUCAACGAUUAGCAGCCCUCCUUCUGUUUCAUGGAGUUGGUUUCCCUCACACAAGGACCGAGAUCCGGAUCCUCGCGCAUUGGCAAGAGAUAUUGAUGCGGAGAGUCAUCUUCACUUUAAGCGCAUUUCUUUUGAGGAGCUUGUCCGUUACUCCUUGGGGUAUCCAGCCGCCUCCGUCGAUUGGUUCCUACAACAGCACACUGCCUUUUACAUUCAUCUUUUGAACUAUCUCAAUGCAUUCCCUGAGGAAGUUGCACGGUAUACUGAGGUUGAGAAGCACCUCCGAGGCCGGAGCCCCUUCGCCCAUCGUGCCUUGGUUCACUGUCUGCUCUCUAUGCAAUCUCAGACCGUGUUGGACGUGCCGCUAGUCUCGAGUCAAACGCUGGCGUUUGAAUUCAUAGCUGGGCCUAUUCAGAACCUAUUCCAGGAUUCCCCACCCAGCCUUACCUCCAUUCUCAAGGUACUCUCCGCCCUUGGGGUGCGCUUUGAGCAAGCAUACGUGCAUGCACGGGAAAUGAACUGGGUUCAGCCCUUCAACACCAGCGUGUGUUUCUUGGACGACCUCUUGGCCUCGACAUCGGCCGUGGACUUUUCGCGAACCCUGACAAAUAUUGACGAGGGCCAAUUCUCAAAGCUGACGCCACCAUCAAUUGCUGAGGAGAGUUCCGUACCCAGACGCUUGGUCGAAGAAUGGGGCCUGUUAAGCACGGCCGUGUGGGAAUGCUGCUCAGCCUUGCCCGAUCUGGUACCAUAUUUGCAGGAAUGUGCAGAGGCUCUCUUGGCCAAUCGCAACUAUCACUCGUUCACUGCUGUUCUGGACGGUCUGCAGAAGUACAGCAUCACAGCUCUGACGAUUACCAACACCAACAACGGCACUAGUACCGUAGCUCUGAAUCCGGUGUUACCCCCUAACUUAGUCUAUCUGUUGAACCCCUUCCGGAAUUACGCAGCCUAUCGCCGGCAGUUUCAAGACUUUCCAGGCAUUCCAUUUCUCUUGCCACACCUUCGGGAAAUCCAGCAGCACGGAGAGCUAGCAUUGCGUCAAUUCUUCAACAACUUGCAGAUUUGUACACGCUGAUGAACGAGUGCAGGUCGCUCAUAUGAUAUGCAGACGCCUCUUGGUAUAGGGUUCGGCGUUACAGGAAGGAUAGAACUACUGCUGGUCUAUAGGCGGAUGACAUUUGUGUGUGGUUCAUUUAGAUUGAUAUCAUCUAGUUGGUAGGUUACACGAUUUUGGAUUCAGAUCAUGGAUUGCCUUUCGCAUAUAGAACGCGUUUAUCGCGGAUUUAGCAGCC